AUGAUAUGUAUGCAACAAUGCUACAUGGUGGAAGGGAGGCUUUUAUUGGCCUUCUGUUACAUUCUGCUACAUCUAGAUCUAUCGUUGCAAGCAAACACAACGAGCACAACAUUCGAGCCAAAUGUUACAACCAUCGAACCCAAUGUUACAACCAUCGAACCAAAUGUUACAACCAUCGAACCAAAUGUUACUAUUGCCAUUACAUCAUACAAUAAUACGUCAACAUCGAAUGUAACCGGAGUCAACACCACAGUUCCAACAAUUGUUGAACAAGGAGCGUCAUUGAGUCUAUUCGGAAUAGAUAGCGUCCUUAUAUUCGACAUUAUCCUCAUCAUAUGCGCCAUCAUUGCUUUCUUGUUACUGGUGCUUGUGUCUGUGACGUGUUGUAAGUGGUGUAUGGCCGUCAAUGUACCAAAUAAUGCGGUACAUCACAAUGUAGACACUGUUGUACCCCAACGGCGUCAAUCUCAUCAAUACCAAGAGGAGAAUAUGUGUGACGUUUUCCCCCCUGGUCAGAUCAUGACUCCCCAUCAGUAUGAACCCAACAGGGUCAGCAACCACACUGAGGAAGAGCCAGACAAGCACGACAUUCGACUUCGCACCAUAGAUCAGAUUAUAAAACAGAAAAAUAUCAAAGAUAGUUGGAUGCGGCAUUACAACAGAAAAGUCCAGUGGGAAAUAUCAGUGAGCCCAGAUACAUAAGAAAACAAAACAAUAUAGACUGUUCCAAGUAUGACCCUUGGCAGUGUUUUGGCCAUUUUGGUUACCUUAUGAACAAAUUAAGAAAUGCUUUCAUUUUUCAAUACUGUGUGCAAUUACACAUCCAAUGCCGUACGAUACCGUUUUGGUUACAGUACUGUACGGUGCCGUGAAGUAUGGGACCCCACGGUACCGUACCGUAAACUUUCCACCGUAGACUAAAACCGUACGGUAGCGUGAACAGUGUACAGCUCCAUCUCAGAAGGUACCAUACGGUACCAUUCUCCAAAUGGACCGUACGGUACCGUGAUUUUAGAGUGCGGAUUGGGGAUGUAGUUGGUAACAGUUUGCUACGUAAACGCAUAUAAUGUUAAUUUUAUUUCUAAAUAUAGUACAAAUCGCACCAUGAUGGAUUCUAGUUGAACAUAUUCCAGUUAGUCCACUUUUAUCAGGAUCACCUUCCCUCUUCUUCCACCUUUACCAAUAGCUUGUACUCCGAUCUUACCAGCAGUGAUUUGGAGUCGCUCGUGUCUUGUCUCCGCCCCUAGCACCUUUCUCAGUAGCAUCUGUCCCCUGUUCUCUGUGUAAAUUGCAUAAAACCUCACAUCUGGGCCUUUGGGGAGGUCCCAUGUUAGCGUACUACUGUUGUACUGUAUGUUGAUUGGGUCAUUAGGGAUCAGAGAGUUUGGGAGCCAUGACAUCUCUGGAAUCAAAGCAGGCUGGUUAUAAACGCCUUGUCUGAGGAGGUCACUUAUUGAUUUUGUAUUGCUCCUUAGUUGGCCGUACCUAUAGUAAGAGAAAAUGGUACGUUUGUAAGAAAAGACAACUCAAUAACUUCACUGAUGGAAAAGGAAAUGGACAUUACACUAGUACUGAAGAAAACAC
Molecule: messenger RNA, 1584 nt
Organism: Owenia fusiformis
Lineage: Eukaryota; Metazoa; Annelida; Polychaeta; Sabellida; Oweniidae
Source: the annotation of a GenBank genome assembly